This is a messenger RNA of Austrofundulus limnaeus, 3173 nucleotides long. Its product is annotated as reticulon-4 receptor-like 2. Gene Ontology annotation, molecular function: protein binding. NCBI's taxonomy places the organism in Eukaryota, Metazoa, Chordata, Actinopteri, Cyprinodontiformes, Rivulidae. The transcript has 4 exons. The record is from RefSeq and is a predicted model, not a curated record. Gene Ontology annotation, cellular component: plasma membrane. The coding region runs from base 644 to 2029 and encodes 461 amino acids.
ACACUGUUUUUUUUUUCAUGCCUGAUGAGUUUUCCCCACCUCUUACGUGAGGCCACAGGUGAAGCCCACAGUUCUUCUAAUUAGCAAGAUUUUCAGUCAUUUCUCUGGAUUUUAUCUAGGUUUGUUGUAACUUUCAUCCCACCAAUUCCUCCCACACUACAGUUAGUCUUAAAGCAUAAAAAAAUUAAUCAAUAGGUGUUUUGGUCUUAAAAGUGUGUCAAAAUGCAGAUGAAAUUCCAUAUUGUGGGAGCAGUUUAAAUAUUUAUCUAAAUAUAAAAGACUUUGUGCCAUCUGGUGUCUUUUAUCAUCUUCAUUAAUGAAUAAUAAARAAUUCAUCUCUGUUGGCAGGCAGUGAACACCAUAAUGAGAGUGUUAAAACCCUCCCUCCCUUUUCCUCUGCCUUUCUGGUCGCUUCCUCCGGUGGCUCCCCCUCCUCCUGACGUAGAGAGGAUCCUUUCUGCCCACGGCCGUGGGCGACCCGGCCACGGGUAUAAACGGCUCCCGGUGCCUUCAGCUCGUCACUGCGUGAAGCAGCAACAACAGCAGCAGAGACUCGGACACCAGAGCUGAACCYCAGCAGAGAUAGCAGCAAGCAGGCUCCUCCACGCCGCUCAGGCUAACUCGCUUUCAGCUUUGGUUCGAGAUGGAGACUCGUCGUGGCACCAAGAGGGGCUCCGGCGUCCGCAACUUCAAAAGUGGUUUGUCCCUGUGGCUGAUUCUGUGGCUGGUAGUGGUGAAGCCGGGCGGGGUUUCUCCGUGCCCCAGGCUGUGUGUGUGUUACCCCACGCCCAUGACGGUCAGCUGCCAGUCGCAGAACCUCACCAUGGUACCAGCCGGCGUGCCCUACGACUCCCAACGAGUUUUCCUGCAGAACAACCGCAUCACUGAGCUUCGCGCAGACUCCUUUGGCUUCGAGACACAGGUGCUUUGGCUGUACGGCAACAACAUCACGUGGAUUGAGGCUGGAGCCUUCAGUAACCUCCGGAUUCUGGAGGAGCUGGAUCUGGGCGACAAUCCCUCGCUGCGGCACCURGAAGGUGGAGCGUUCAGGGGCCUGGAGAAGCUGCAGAGCCUGCACAUGCAUCGCUGCAAGCUGGCCACUCUGCCCCAUGACAUCUUCCACAAACUCUACAGCCUGCAGUUCCUCUAUCUGCAGGAAAAUCAGCUUCACUUCCUGCAGGACGACCUGUUCUCAGACCUGGUCAACCUGACCCACCUGUUCCUGCACGGGAACCGCAUCCGCGCCCUCUCCGAGAACGUGUUCCGAGGCCUGGUCAACCUGGACCGCCUCCUCCUCCACGAGAACCGCAUCAAGCAGGUCAACCGCCGGGCUUUCCGCGAUCUGGGCCGCCUGACCAUCCUCUACCUCUUCAACAACUCCCUGGCCGAGCUGCCGGGCCAGGCCAUGCGGGACGUGCAGGACAUCCAGUUCCUCCGCCUCAACAGCAACCCCUGGUCCUGCGGCUGCGAGGCCCGCCCCCUCUGGGAGUGGUUCCGCAAAGCCCGCAUCUCCUCCUCGGAGGUGGUGUGCACCUCCCCCACCCAGCGCCGCGGCCAGGACCUCAGGUUCCUGCGAGAGCUGGACUUCGCCCCCUGCCCCCUGCCCGACCCCGGCUCCCUGACCGGGUCCACCACYACCACCUUCAGCACCAAGACCCGCUGGUGGUUCUCCAAGCACAAGCCCGCGUCUUCGUCCAAGUCCUCCUUCCAGAAGACCUCGGACAACGCAAAGACCUUCCCCUUCCCCGUCGGGAAGCCUCAGUACGGCCCGAAGCUCGCCCCGGACACCCUGCCGGUCAAAUACGAGCUGUCGGAGGCCGAGGCGGCGCUCCCCAAGCUGGACCCAGAAGAAUACUGGGCCAACUACGGCAACGAGGACUCCUCUAUCCGCUGCUUCGAGCUGGAGUGUCCUCCCAACUACGACGGCGCAGCGUUCCCCUCAUCCUCCUCCUUCUCCAUCACUCCAUCAACACUCCGCCUCCUCGCCGCCUCCAUAGCAGCAUUCUCACUCCAGCUCCUCUUAAGCUGAGCUCCUUUUCUCCUCCGAAAUCUGUCCUUUUCUUCUCAUUUCUCCUCCUGCUCUUUCUCACUCGAACUAACCAAAAUGAAAACCGCAUCUGGGUUCCUUUCACUCGCCUUCCGGAGGRGACGAGGCGCCGGCGCAGGAGACGGAUGAGGCGGCAGGAAGCUGCUUCAAGGAGCCGAGGUCCGACGGGCCGGAGCAGAGGAGGUCCAAGUCUUUGUGAGGACUGCUGAAUCUUGGUAGUUCAGACUUCAAAAAGCAUGAAUCACAUGACAGGAACUGAGUUUGCAGGGAGAUCAGCAGAGCAGAAACCAGUCAUGAUCGUGCUCACAGAUUACUUAAUCCCAGCUGAUUAAAACUGGGGAUUGGUGGCACCAACAGGAAGUUGUAGAUGAUGGGUUGUGGUGAAGAGAUUCAGAGUUUAGAGAUAAAAGCGUGUAAAUAACACAACCAUCACUGUACAGAGUAAUGUGUUUAUACUAAUACUAACCUGCUGGGUUUCUUUUCAGAGCAGGUUAGAUGAUUAAACUGUUUGUUUAUUUUUUUUCCACCUGUCUCUUCAUCUGAAAACUUGUUUCUAACUGAAGGAAAAUUAAGAUGUUUUAGGAAAGAAGGAAAAAACAGGAGGUUUUGUGCUUCUGAGUUUGAUUUUUUUAUUUUUUAUUUAUCUGUUUGUUCUGGUUAUGUGAGUAGAAGCUGAAGGGUGAAAUUUAACCAGAUCCUGGUCUGGAACUGAUUCAGAGUUUGAUGAGUUUAGUUUUUGUUGCUUGAAGAAUCGAAUGUCCCGUUGUUUUCCAUUUCUCACCAAAGUUAAAGUGUUUUUCACAGAAAUAUUUUCCUGUUUUAACUAAUUAAAUGGCGUCAUCUUGAUGAUGAGAAGCACUAAACUCACUCCUGUCCUCGUGACGCAGCAGCUCCCUGACUCCUCUCUGUUUUUUUUUUUGUUUCUUUUUUGAUCAGUGAAGGAUUCAUGUCAUUUGUUUCUCAUCACUUUGUUUUUGGCUUCAAGCCCAAACUGAUUUAUAGAACUGUGAGUUUCUGACAACGAAAACUACUGUGACGUUGCUGGAUUUUUUUAAAUUGUAUUUUUCAAUGGAAAACAUAAACUGUUGAUGUGUUUGGCUUUAUUAAUAAAAUAAAACUUUAAACA